UUGCUGCGGCACAACCAUCGCGGUGGAGCUCCGCGUUAUUACGUUUCAUUGUCGCAUUUAUUGUCAACUGGAGCCAUCAUCUUUUACAGAACCAAGUAAACAUCGGCAGUUCAAACCCCGGUGCCAGGAUCAAAUCCUGUCAGCGCACUUUGACGUUCCACAAGCCAGCCUCGCUUGUUAGCGGCUAACAAAGAGACCCGGAAGUUAGCAACGCUUCGCUAAGCAAAGAUCAAGCGUUGAGUGUCAAGUUUUUGAUUGUGUGAAAAUAUAUGAAAUACUAAUACGGAGAACCCAACUGCGGCUGUUGAGGGAAAGUUUCUGGUGUCAGAACCAUAGCAGAGUACGAGGAGGAACUUUCUCCAACAAAAGAGGAGAACGAGCGACAACGUCAACUACUGGACGCCGUUUUCAGGAAGCAGGAAGUUGUGUUACACACAGCAGUCACUCAAAAAUGGAAGACGUUGUUGGGAUCAGUUCCUGUGAAGUCCCCCUUGAGCAGCAGGACUGGACCUCCAGGGUGGAGCCCCCCCACAUGAAAGAGGAGGAGGAGCACCGGUCCCCCCACGUUAAAGAGGAAGAGGCGGAUCCCCGGCCCCCCCACGUUAAAGAGGAAGAGGAGGAGCACAGCAUCAGCCAGGAGGGAGAGCAUCCGGAAGGACCGGAGGAGUUCCCAGUGAUCGGUGUCAUUGUGAAGAGUGAAGAUGAUGAAGACGACGGUGAAGGUGAGGAGAAGAGAGAGGCGGAGCCUCCAACAGAAGCUGAUGGAGACCACUGUGGAGGAUCACCAGCAGACAAGCUCUUAGCUCCACUAUCAGAUAGUGAGCACACGACGUCACACUCUCCUGACACUGAUGAUGAUGAUGAUGAAGACUCUACAGCUGAUAUGACAUGUCACCCUGACAACACACGCUUGAAAUGCCACCACUGUGACAAGAGCUUCGGCCACAAAAAGAACCUGAAAAGGCACCUGAGAUACCACACAGGAGAGAAACCUUUCAUCUGCUCAUUCUGCGGUCAGGGAUUCUAUGAGAAGGCACAUUUGAUAACGCACACAAGGAUACACACGGGAGAGAAAUCUUUUUCCUGCUCGGUCUGCAAUCGAAUUUUUUGUGACCGUUCCGCAUGGGUGGUUCACCAGAGAACACACACAGGAGAGAAACCUUUUGCCUGCUCAAUCUGCGGUAAAAGAUUCCCUCGUAGGGAAAACCUGAGAACACACACAAGAACGCACACCGGAGAGAAACCUUUCACCUGCUUGGUCUGCAGAACGAGCUUCACUGUCCGUUCGACACUGGUCCAGCACAUGAGAACGCACACUGGGGAGAAACCUUUUGCCUGCUCAGUGUGCGGUGUGGGGUUUUCUCAAAACACGCAUUUAAAAAAUCACAUGAGAACGCACACCGGAGAAAAACCUUUUAGCUGCUCAGUCUGUGAUCAGAGUUUCUCCGUUAAAGCCAGUUUGAUGUCGCACAUGCGAACACACGCUGGACACACGUGACGUGGUCACGCCUCCAUAUUUGUUCACGCUUAGCGGUGCUUUCAUGUGAAAAAUAACAAUUGAAUCGCUCGGACAAACGAGUGUAGAAGGAGCGGCCAAUCGUGGAUCGGUCAUCAGUCAAACCAGUCAGUGAAAGAAUGGCGGUGACGGCACGAACCCGUGUAGCCAUGACAUGUUCUUUGUAUGCCAACUGCGAUCCAGGUCAGGUGUGAUGAUGUGACUCGCCGCUUUGUGGUCUUCUCUACGAGUUUGUCCUGCAGUGAGAAUAAAAGAGCCUUCACGUGGUGCUUA
Messenger RNA from Doryrhamphus excisus (bluestripe pipefish), 1789 nucleotides. The record is from RefSeq and is a predicted model, not a curated record. NCBI's taxonomy places the organism in Eukaryota, Metazoa, Chordata, Actinopteri, Syngnathiformes, Syngnathidae.